This is a messenger RNA of Rotaria sp. Silwood1, 1425 nucleotides long. The record is from the annotation of a GenBank genome assembly. Lineage: Eukaryota; Metazoa; Rotifera; Eurotatoria; Philodinida; Philodinidae.
AUGAACACUUCUUCUUCUGCAUCUUCUUGUUUAAAGAAUUUCGAUUGGAUUUCAAAUUAUGGACCAUCAUUUAUUAUACCAGCAUCAAAUUUUGAUGUUCUCUAUGAACCAUGUGAUUUUUUUCAAGAAUUAAAUAAACUUUUUGCUAAUGCAAAAAAUCGUAUUUACAUAUCAUCAUUGUAUUUUGGUACUGAUCCAUAUGAAUAUAAACUGAUUGAUUCAAUACGAACAGCACUUGAUAAAAAUCCAUCUCUACGUCUAGUUGUAUUACUCGAUCAUUUACGUGGUCUUCGUAUUGAUAAUCAUAAAGAAAAAACAACUUCAAAAACAAUGUUUCUACCUUUAAUUGAACAAUAUUCAUCACAAGUUGAUUUUUAUCUUUUUCAUACACCACUUCUUUAUGGUUUUCUACGACAAAUAUUACCAACACGAAUUAAUGAAUCAUGGGGUGUACAACAUAUGAAAAUUUAUAUUGGAGAUAAUAAUUUAAUUAUAAGUGGUGCUAAUUUAAAUAAAACUUAUUUUGAUAAUCGACAAGAUCGAUAUUUAAAAUUAAAUAAUUGUUCAAAUUUAUGCAAAUUUUUCAUUGAUAUUAUUGAAACAAUAGCAAAACAAUCAUUUAAAAUUGAAAAAAAUCAUGAUCAACCUAUUUUUAUGGGUAAAUAUCAUCCAUAUAAAGGUAAUAAUAAACAAUAUCGUCUUGAAGUUGAAAAAAAUAUUUUAUCAUUAAUAAAAACAUAUCAAAUAAAUUAUUCAAAACCUAAAUUAUUAUUAAAUGAUCAAGUACUUGUUGUACCAUUAAUACAAAUGGGAAUAUUUAAUAUAAAUUAUGAUCGAGAUUUUAAUAUAUAUCUUUAUUCACAUUUACCAUAUAAAUCUAAAUUAUAUUUUGCUACAUCUUAUUUUAAUAUGACAAAAGAAUAUGAAAAAGAAUUAAUUGAUAAUAAACGUCAAGAUACAACAAUUAGUUUAUUAACAGCAUCACCACAAGCUAAUGGUUUUUAUGGUAGUCGUGGUAUAAGUCGUUAUGUACCAGCUGGUUAUACUGAAAAUGAACGUGAAUUUAUUGAAAGAGCAGAAAAAAAAUAUUUUAAUGAUGGACAAAUACAAAUGUUAGAAUAUUAUCGUUCACAAUGGACUUAUCAUGCAAAAGGUUUAUGGUUAUAUGAAGAAAAUCAAGAUAAUUAUCCCAUAUUAACUUGUGUUGGAUCACCAAAUUUUGGUGCACGUUCAAUUCAACGUGAUCUUGAAGCUCAAUUAGUUAUUCUAACAAAUAAUGAAGAAUUACGUGCGAAAUUUCAUCGUGAACGUAUUCAACUAUUUCAAUAUGGAACACUUGUUACAUCUAAUACAUUUAAACAAAUAUCACGUAUUCCACCAUUUUGGGGUCCAUUAUUUAUGAGAAUUUUUCGAAAUUUUUUCUAA